UUGUUGCAGUCCGUAUUCCUCAUUCGUAGCGACAAAACACAAUGAAACAAAAACAUUACCUAUGGACCUAUGUAGUGAAAUCAUGAAUCGGGAAGUAUGUUUUUAUAUUAUCUAUUGUCAAUAUCACUGUUUUGAAAUUUUCGAACUCACGUCAUUUGAUUUUAUUGAAAAAUGUAUUAAGAUGUAAGCAGGAAUGAAAUAUUAAUCAUCUUUAAUAUGUUUGAGUCAACGGAACAAGGAAAAGAUCUUUGCAGUCAUACUGGAGUUGUAUUGCAAAGUGCAAGUACUCGAGAAGAUGAAGUGCACAGUACAGGAACACUGAAUAUUGUGGAAUAUAGUUUUGGGAAAUGUAUAGAAUGGAAACCACUUGAAGUAUCAGUAGUAUCUGAAAAUCAAGAUCAGGAUCCGGAAUGGUCACUUGUUGAUUCGCAUACAAGUAGAACAAGAUCAUUAUCAGAAGAGCCAGAUUGUUUAGGACGCAGAAUUGUUAGAAUAUUGUUUAAAGAAUUGAAAUCUAUACGUGUACAUCAAAGUGGUCAACAGCUGAUAUUUAUGCUUAGAGAUGGCUCCAGUUAUGUAGCUUUCUUCCAGUUACCAAAUGCUGAUAGUUUUCUUAAUUCUCUGAACAGCUUUAUCAAUUGGAUUAAAUCCAAGCAAGAUAAAUAUUUGUACCUAAUUCUUAAUGAGGUCAGCUCAAAUUUGAAUAAAUCAUUUGCUGAGUUAGAUAUUUUUCCAGAAAACACAUCUGAAUAUAAUGUAUGGAACUUUGUGCAAAAGUUACAUGAUCAUCCUUAUGAAACAACUAUGGAAGCUUUCAGUAAAUUGACUGAUGUAUGGCUAUAUAAAGAGCCAGUUAAACCUCCUGUAGAAGAAGCAGUAGCUGAUUUAUUAAAUCGUUCACUCACAGUAAAUGUUCAUCAACCACCAGUGUCAGUAGGUUCUGGAGAAGAGUAUGAAAUCAUUGGAGAAUCUGGAUUAGGAAUUUUAUUACCACAAAAACCUUCUUGUCCUAGAGGGCUGCCUUUGACACAAGAACAAUGGGACGAAUGGAAAGAUUCAGAAGGUAGAGUGAAAAAUCCAGAAACUGUGCAAGAAAUGAUUUUCAGAGGAGGUAUCGCUCCUUCAUUACGUUAUGAAGUAUGGAAAUUUUUGUUAAAUUAUUAUCCGUGGAAUGCAACAUCUGCUGAAAGAAUGGAAUUAAAGAAAAAGAAAACUGAUGAAUAUUUUACAAUGAAAUCGCAGUGGAAGUAUAUGACCAUAGAUCAGGAAAACCGGUUUUCAGAUUAUCGAGAUAGGAAAAAUUUAAUAGAAAAAGAUGUUAAUAGAACAGACAGAACACAUCCUUAUUAUUCUGGUGAUAAAAAUCCUCAUUUAAUACAACUACAUGAUAUUUUGAUGACCUAUGUAAUGUACAAUUUUGACUUGGGAUAUGUACAAGGUAUGAGUGACUUGCUCAGUCCAAUACUUUGCCUCAUGGACAAUGAAGUUGAUGCUUUCUGGUGUUUCGUUGGAUUUAUGGAGAAAGUUAGUACCAAUUUUGAAAUGGAUCAAGCUGGAAUGAAAGCUCAACUGUGUCAGCUCCAUAACAUUUUAUUAGUCACAGAACCUCAGCUUGCUCAAUAUUUGGAUAAACAUGAUUCUGGGAAUAUGUUUUUCUGUUUUCGAUGGCUUUUAGUAUUAUUUAAAAGAGAGUUCAACGCAGUCGACAUAAUGGAACUUUGGGAAAUACUUUGGACUGAUUUACCUUGUAAAAAUUUUCAUUUACUAUUUUGUGCAGCUAUUUUGGAUACAGAAAAAACAAUACUCAUAGAGAACCGUUAUGGUUUUACAGAAAUUUUAAAGCAUAUAAAUGAUCUUUCGCUCCACAUUGAGUUGCCUUCGACACUGUCUAAAGCUGAAGGUAUUUACCAUCAACUGAUGGCGGUAGCUCCACAACUUCCUGAUAAUGUGCGAGUAAUUAUUGGAUUAAAACCAUUGAAUAAACCGUCAGAAAUAAGUGAUCACGAGGAUGAAGAUGCAAAUAAUGUGAUGACAAGUCCAAAUGAAGAAAACAAUUCAUUAAUCAAUUCAAAUAAUGAUGUCAGUUCAAACUUUGGAGCUAGCGAAGUAUCGUUUGAACGUAGUUUGAAUUUGUCGUACAUGUAGAUUGCAUUGUAAUGAUUUUAAUAUAUAAGAACGUUAAAUAACAGUAAUGAUGUUCCAAAACUCUUAAGAAAUUAGUAAAAUAUGACACGUUUGAUGGAAAAGUUGAUGUAAAAGUGGAGAAAGAUGAUUUUUUAAAGUUACCUGACGAUAGUACAAAUAAAAAAAAGGUUUCCAGUACAUCAGGCACAAACAUUUCUUACCUAAAAGCAAUAUGAUCAAGAACAUGGAUUUUGAAAUGCUGUCUGACCGACAAAAAAUCAUCUAAUAUCGUUUUGCAAGAUCUAAAACUUGAGGUUAAGCCUGGUCUUCAUAUUGACGAUAUUAAUGCAAUUUUAGUACACACUGCAGCUUUUGUUAAGAAGCAGACCUGGACGUUCGUUGAUGAAUCAAAGAUAGUCAUCAUCCUUCGUCAACAGCUCUUAAAACUUAAUUAUACGAAUAAAUCUGGAUGAAAUUCUAUUUAUUUAUUUUCAAACAUAAUUUAUUUACAUAAAUUCAUCUUAAUAGCUUUAAAUAUGUAGUUUUAACGGCGACAUUUCAGUGUUGUGUUUUAACAGAUG
This is a messenger RNA of Phymastichus coffea, 2705 nucleotides long. It is a transcript of the gene Tbc1d15-17, whose product is annotated as TBC1 domain family member 15. The coding region runs from base 217 to 2145 and encodes 642 amino acids. Gene Ontology annotation, molecular function: GTPase activator activity. The record is from RefSeq and is a predicted model, not a curated record. The transcript is spliced from 11 exons. Lineage: Eukaryota; Metazoa; Arthropoda; Insecta; Hymenoptera; Eulophidae. Gene Ontology annotation, biological process: activation of GTPase activity.